AUGGCAUUCGCGUGGAAAGCCGCCGGUCUCACCUACAACCGCUACAUUGCCGUCGCAUCACGCGUCGUGCGCCGCUCGCUCAAGGAGGACAAGCGCAUUGCUGCUGAGCGCAGGGGCGAGAGCGAACUCCGAUUCGCCAAGUGGGAGAACGGCAAGCAGGGCGAGAUGAAGGACCUCAACGCUGCGGCUCUCCAGGCCCAGGCUGAUGCUGCCAAGACCUCGUAA
Molecule: messenger RNA, 225 nt
Organism: Alternaria burnsii
Lineage: Eukaryota; Fungi; Ascomycota; Dothideomycetes; Pleosporales; Pleosporaceae
Product: mitochondrial atp synthase epsilon chain domain-containing protein
Exons: 3
Coding region: 1-225 (74 amino acids)
Biological process (GO): proton motive force-driven mitochondrial ATP synthesis
Cellular component (GO): mitochondrial inner membrane
Molecular function (GO): proton-transporting ATP synthase activity, rotational mechanism
Source: RefSeq, a predicted model, not a curated record